This is a messenger RNA of Sarcophilus harrisii (Tasmanian devil), 5600 nucleotides long. RefSeq names its product clathrin light chain B (gene CLTB). Gene Ontology annotation, molecular function: structural molecule activity; clathrin heavy chain binding. The transcript is spliced from 6 exons. Gene Ontology annotation, cellular component: plasma membrane; clathrin coat of coated pit; postsynaptic endocytic zone cytoplasmic component. Bases 245 to 925 code for a protein of 226 amino acids. Gene Ontology annotation, biological process: clathrin coat assembly; clathrin-dependent endocytosis; intracellular protein transport. The record is from RefSeq and is a predicted model, not a curated record. NCBI's taxonomy places the organism in Eukaryota, Metazoa, Chordata, Mammalia, Dasyuromorphia, Dasyuridae.
GCGACGCUUCCUUUAGCCGCAGUGACAGCUGAGCCCCGAUAGGAAGCGAUCUCUUGGCGGUGCUGGGCCCAGCUCCGGCCUCCUGCCCCCCCACCCCCCCCAGGCCGGGCUCCGCUCCGCUGGCAGUGUCGGGUUACUGCUGUGUCCUGCGCGCCAGGGGGUGGGGUAGAGGGGUGGGCAGAGGAGUAGGCACUCGGGCUGGGCACACAUUCGGCGAGGCAGUGGAUACACGGUCCGGUAAACUAUGGCUGAUGACUUCGGCUUAUUCUCCUCCGGCAGUGGGGCCCCGGGGCCAGCCGAGGAGGACCCCGCAGCUGCUUUCCUGGCCCAGCAGGAGAGUGAGAUCGCAGGCAUUGAAAACGAUGAUGAGGGUUUUGGAGGUGCUGCGGGAGCCCUGCAGCAGCCGGCAGCUGAAAAUGGAACUGGUAUUGAAAACACAGGGACUACAGUCAAUGGAGAUAUGUUCCAGGAAGCCAACGGUCCUUCUGAUGGCUAUGCUGCUGUAGCCCAGGCAGACAGGCUGAGCCAGGAACCAGAGAGCAUCAGAAAGUGGAGAGAGGAGCAGAAGAAGCGUUUGCAAGAGCUGGAUGCAGCUUCUAAGGUGACUGAGCAAGAAUGGCGGGAGAAGGCAAAGAGGGACCUUGAAGAAUGGAAUGUGCGACAGAAUGAGCAGGUGGAAAAAAACAAAGUCAGCAACAGGAUCGCUGACAAAGCAUUCUACCAGCAACCAGAUGCCGACAUCAUAGGUUACGUAGCAUCCGAAGAGGCCUUCCUGAAGGAGUCUAAAGAAGAGGUACCUGGCACAGAAUGGGAGAAAGUGGCCCAGCUGUGUGACUUCAACCCCAAGAGCAGCAGGCAGUGCAAGGAUGUAUCCCGCAUGCGAUCUAUGCUCAUUUCCCUGAAACAAAACCCACUGUCCCGCUAGGCACCCCUCCGGGGUUACCAAAGAGCAGAGGGUGAGGAGGCCAAGGCAGAGGAAGAAGAGAGGAGGGAAGGGGAAGCCACUCCUCCAAUAGCCACAGCACAAAAUGUUUUGUCUCUCCCAUCCUUUGGGGCAAAGGGAGCCCCCUCUCUGGCCUCUUCCUUCUCAAACUCACCACCUUAGGUGUCAUAUAUACCAUUGGUUUGCCACGUCAUGACCACUAAGUCUCCUAGGUCUUUUAUUUUCUUGGUUUAAAGGUUGUAUUGUUAACUCUUUUUACACUUAUUUAUUAUCAUUCUUGUAUCUUUGGAAGCUACAAUCUAAGCUGGGCUGCCAUUUGUAUUGGUCCCUUCCUACUACCUGUGUGACCUUUGCAUAGUCCUUUCCUUUCUCCAGGCUUCAGUUUACUCAUCUGUAAGACAAGAGGGUUUCACUAGAUGACCUCAAGGUCAUUUCUUGCUCUAAAUCAUAUUAGUCUUGCUCAGCUCCAUGACCUUCUUGGAUUUCCAAGAGCACAUGCUAUUUAAAACAUGUGGGAAUCACUUACAGCCUUCUCUGGCCCUUGCUGGUAUCCCCAGACAUCUGCUGUAGUGUCUCCAGUUUUUGAGAACAUUUCAUUGGUCGGAGGCCAUUCUAAUGGGAGAUGCUGAAUCAUGACUGAAAUGAACUCUUUCAGACCCAUCUUGUAAAAAUGGAGAAAUAAUCAGCCAUGGUCCGGUAAGGAAUCAACUGAUCCAGCAAUCAACCACCAAUGAGCACUGAUUGUCUACUAUGUGUCAGACACUGUGUUAAGUACUUCAGAUACAAGUACAAAAGACAGUUCCUGUCCUCAAAGAGCUUAUAUUCCUUUAGAGAAAUAAGACAUGUUCACAGAUGAGGAAAUAUAGGAUGUUUACAAAAUAAAUGCAUUAAGGUUGGAAAGAAAAUGAAGUAGGAAAAAUGGAAAUAGUGAGAAUUCAGGAAAGAGAAGGAGCAGAAGAGGCAAGACUAGGUUGCUGUAUUGGUGAUUUCCUCUGAACUUAUCUGAAAAGAGAGGGUGAACAGAACUGUUGUCUCCCCUGUUAGAGGGAGCAAUUUUUGAGCAAUUACAAGUUCUCCUGAUUCAGAACUGACUCUCCCAGAAAAGUCAUGACCUAGAAGAAAAACUAACAUUUCUUUGGUUAGGAAGAGGUAGCUACAAUGGUCAGUGGUGGAUAUUCACUACAUAUUACUUACCACAUACUAUUGCCUUCACUCCCCAUUACACUGUCCAUUCUUUAAGCCUCUUCCCUCAUGAAGGGACCCGAAAAGCAUCCAUUUUUUAAAAAAAUCUUAUAGCCUUAGGUUAUAUUUAAGUAAAGGUUUGUCUAUUCUAGGUUUGAUAUUUUCUGUUCAUUUCCAUUUCCAUGACCAUGGCCAGUACUUAGCUGGAUGAUAGUACCAUUUUUCUCAAUAACUGGCAUCCUUGCCUUUUCCCUGGCCAUAAUCCCGGCCUUCUUGAUAAGAGCCCAAGUCUCUUGCUUGAGUAGAACCUUAGCCUCUGUCUUGGUUAUAACUCCAGCCCUCUCCUCAACUAAUGAAUUUAUCAACGAGAAUUUAUUAUGCACCUACGUGAACCAAGCACUGUACUGGAUAUUGGAGAUACAAAGAUAAAAGAAGGCUCAUACCCUCAAAGAGCUUAUAUCCUACCAGGGUGACAGCAUGCUCACUCUCACUCACAAACACAUACAGGAUGUACACAAAAUUAAUACAAAGGAAUUAUGGGACAACUGGGAGAACAAGUAAUGUCCCUGGUGGAGAAGGCACUUGAGCUGAGCCUUGAAGGCUGUCAGAGAUUCUGAGAGAAGGAAGUGAAAAGAGAAUUCUCCUCAUGGGGUACACUCUGCAAAAGCUCAAGGGUGGGAAAUAGGUCCUGUACCAGUAAGCCAGUUUGAUUAGAAUAGAGACUAUUUGAGUAGAAGUAAUGUGUAAUCAAACUCAAUUCAUUUCAUCACACGUUUUAAAAGCUUCUGCUCUGGUUCAAGUUGGGCGAAAUUUGAAAGUAUGUGUGGAGCUGACAGUUUAAAAAGGGGACAGAACACAUGUAAACAGACAGACAGCAUCUAUGCUAUCUAAUAUGUGAGGUCAAGCAGGAAGGUCAUUAAUCAGGGGCACAGGAUCAGCUUCCUGAAGGGACCAACAUAAAAAUUUUUUUUUUUUUUUUUUUUUUUUUUUUUUACAAAAUCAAGUUUUCUAGAAGGUGGUUCUCUCAGCUAAACAGAUGAAAAGAACUAUAGUUGGAGACAGCCACAGUGCUCAACAAUCUCUCAUCCAUACUUCCUCAGACACAGUGGUGGACAUCUUUUUUAUGAAUUUUAAGAAGCUUUCUUUGUCCAUCCAGAAAGCCUGAUUUCCAGACUUUAGGGAUCAAUGCUAGCCAGAUUACCCCCAGAUACAAGCUGAUGCAUAAUUAAGCUUUGAAGGCCGGAUUGCAUUUGGGAAGAGUCAUCUUUGGGGACAUCCCUUUUCCUCCAAGUCUGAUUUUAGUGUUUUAGUGAUUCUCUAAUGUUCAAAGGUUCCUUUCAUCCACUUCUACCUGGUCACAUCUUUGCUAGAUGCAAUGUUGUCCUUCAUGAUGAAUUUCUUGGGGAAUUGAUACCAAAUGGCCAUUGGCAGCCAUCAGAAAAUUCUGAAAGAAACUCAUUAAGCUCCUGGCUUCCUUCUACUAACCUGAUAAAAAUAAGUAAUAUCUUGUGCAAAUGCUGGGUCAGAAUGGUUAGAAACACAUCAUAGAGAAUGGCAAUUCCAAUGAGUUGUAUCAUUGCCUUGCUUUUGUCUCUGUGAGCUUAUUUCAAAUCUAUUAUAAAAAAAAAAUAAAUUGAAGCCAUAGAAAGAAAGAAAUGUAUUUUCCCCAAUUAUAAGGUCAAUCAACCAACUAACAUUAAGGGUCUACUAUGGGCCAGACACUGUGCUAAGAGCUUUGGAAUACAAAAAGAGAAUAGUAGCCCUGUCCUCAAGAAGUUGUCUAACAGGGGAGACAACAUACAAUCAUAUAUAUAUGUGUGUGUGUGUAUAUAUAUACACACACACAAGGAAAACUGGGAAAUAAUUGAGAAAAGCCACUAAAAUUAAGAUUAGAAAAGACUUCCUAUAAAAUAAGAUUUUAGUUAGGACUUAAAGCUGGAGAAGCCUGCAGAACUGAGGAGGGACUGACUGGGUUCUAGGAAGGGGGGCAACCAGAGACAAUGCCCAGAGCUAAGUGUGUUUUGCUUUGAUUCAGGUGGGAGGUCAGUGAUUUUGUCUAUGCUUUUCCAUAUUGAGUGUUUGGCUGUGGCUGUCCCUCCAACUCACUCUGAUCUCUCUAAUGCUCAGAAGACAGAUAUUAAGACUAGGGAAGUCUAGGUACAAAAUGACCAGGUAUUGCAAAUGCUUAAAGGUGGGGGCAAAAGCCAAACUCAGGUUAGAGGUCAGAUAAUCAUGUAUAUAUAUAUAUAUAUAUAUAUAUAUAUAUAUAUAUAUAUAUACACAUACACACACACUUUGAUUUAUUCCUUCUACAUUUACUGAGUGUCACAUGCAGAAUCUUAUGCACAGGGUUAUUGUUAUAGUUUAGGCAACUCAUGGUCGACACUUCAUCAACUCUAGUAAGAGAAAAAGACAGAACUAGAAAGCAGUAAUAGUUUUACAUGACAAGUGCCAUCAGAAAGGUACCAAGUACUUACUACAUAAGGUCCUUGGGAAGUUAUUCCCCUGAAGAGACUCAGAAAACUGGAGGAGGCAUUAUUACUAAGCACUCUACAAAUAUCUCAUUUGAUUCUCACAAAACAAUCUCUUGAGGUAGGUAGCUCAAGGAUUAUUGCUUUCAUUUUAUAGGUGAGCAAACUGAAGCCCUGAAAAGGGAAGUGAAUGGCCCAAGGUCACACAGCUCCUAAGUAGCAAAGCUGGAACUUGAACCCAAGUCUUAAGAAAAGUGCUUUAUAAGCCCCAAGGUCAUAUAUAAAUGUGAGUAUCAUUCUGAAUCCAAGUCUAAUGUUCUUUGUACUUAGCCAUGUUUUUUUUUUUUUUGUCAGACUGCUAAUUCCUGGGAUGGGGUUGGGUAACAUAAGAAAUUAAGGAAAGUGGAUUUCAAACCCACCUUUAUCUUUUUAUUUUUCAAGCACAGUGAUAUUUUACUCCACAAUACUAAAAUCUUCCCUUUGUAAAAUCAAAGGCUUACAGCAAUGCCUACUUCAUUACUGCUUUGCAGCAAUCUCACCAAUUUGUAGGCACUUAACCUUUUCUCACAGUCCAGAGAGAAGCAAGAAAGUAUUAGGAUGCUACUUUCAGAGGAAACAAAAGCUCAGCAAGGUUAAGUGACUUGUUGCAUAGCUAACGUGAGUGCCAGGAUUCAAACACAGGUCCCUGUCUCUUAAGUCCAAAGCUCUUUUCUCUAUAUUGUACAAUUUCAGAGAAAUCAUAGGUUUUGAGAAUUAGGAGUAAGUUUCUUCCCAUCUACUGCCAGAAUCCCUCUAUGAAUAUUUAUCAAGCUCUCCUAGUUUCCCUUUUGAACAGCAACAGUAGACAUCAAAGAAUUCUGAGGAAAAUUCAUCCCAAGCCCAGGCUCCAUUCUUGCUUACCUCAGAGGACCUCUAGUCUAGUAUUUUACAGAUGAGAAAAAAACUGAGCUCAUGUAAUCUUAGAUGACUUAUAUAUUGCCCUGAUAUAAAUAUGUAAUAUCUUG